GAGGCACACUCCCGCCAGACACACUCACAGUAUUAACAUUAUUGCAUGGCAAAGAAUCAGUCAGUGGAUCCCAGGAAUCCGCACAUGACGGACCCCCAUUCCCACCCGCAGGAGUCACAGUCCCUUUAGGAAAAGCAAAAGAGUCUUUAAAACCCUUUUUCAGUUGGUUUCUCUCCAUUUCCUGGAACCUCCUGCGGUUAUGAUAAAGCUCUCUCCAGGGCUCUAUAACUGCCAGAACCCCGGUAAUGUUACUUUCAAUGUCCUCCAAGUCUUUGUUUAAAUAAGCAAUUUUUUGAAUUGCUUUUGCUCUCUGUGCCCCCCUAAGGGCCCCCAGUCCAGCCACCAUAUUGUCUAUACUCCCCUCCAAAAUGUUCCUUUUCUCCUCCAGAAUACUGAUGUCUCUCAGAGCCCUGAUGAUCUGGGUCUGAUUGGGCCCAGCUGAGCCCACAGUCUCUGGCUUCCCAGCGCCAUUGCUAGCAGCUGUCUCUCCCCCAUCACACAGGUGCAUUGCUCCUACCUGGGCCAUUGCAGCAGUCUCAGAGCUCUCUCUCAGCGCCUCCUCAGCCACUUCCAUAGCCACACAGCCUGCGGCCUCAGCACUUUCCAUGGCUGCCUCGCAGCCUGCAGCACUUCCUUCCUGGGUCCCAGCAUGCCUUGCAGCAGCUUCCUGGCUUGCCUCUGAACUGCAGCUCCCAGCAACAGAACUGCCGUUUUCCGCAGCAGAACUGCAACUCUCUGCAGUAACCUCGGCUUGGUCGUCCAGGGUGUUCGCUCGCUCAGGGACCUCCAUUACAGAUGGAACGCCGCACGUGCCGCGCUGGUUAAAAACAUAUGGCUAUUUGCUUCCGUACGACAUCAGAAUAUCCGCCUUACAAUCAGGGAAAGCUAUGCAGUCGGCCGUCUCAGCAAUGCAGCAGUUCUACGGGAUUCCGGUGACCGGAGAGCUGGACCAAAUGACCAUUGAGUGGAUGAAGAAGCCUCGCUGUGGAGUACCUGACCAUCCUCAUUUAAGCCAUAGAAGAAGGAAUAAGAGAUAUGCACUAACAGGACAGAAGUGGAGGCAAAAGCACAUUACAUACAGCAUACACAACUACACCCCUAAAGUAGGAGAGCUGGACACCAGGAAAGCCAUCCGCCAGGCGUUCGACGUGUGGCAGAAGGUGACUCCUCUAACAUUUGAAGAAAUCCCCUACUCAGAGAUCAAAAAUGAAAGGAAAGAGGCGGACAUCAUGAUAUUUUUUGCUUCUGGUUUCCACGGAGACAGUUCCCCGUUUGAUGGAGAAGGCGGAUUCCUGGCGCACGCUUACUUUCCCGGCCCGGGUAUAGGGGGAGAUACGCAUUUCGACUCUGAUGAACCUUGGACUCUUGGGAACUCCAAUCACGAUGGAAAUGAUCUGUUUCUAGUUGCAGUCCAUGAGCUUGGCCAUGCCUUAGGGUUGGAACAUUCAAAUGACCCCAGUGCAAUCAUGGCUCCUUUCUACCAGUACAUGGAAACUCAUAAUUUCAAGCUUCCCCAGGAUGACUUACAAGGAAUCCAGAAAAUCUAUGGCCCCCCUGCAGAAACCAUGGAGCCGACCAGACCUCUCCCCACUCUCCCACCACGACGGAUCCAUUCCACCUCUGAAAGGAAACAUGAAAGGCAGCCAAGGCCACCACGACCGCCACUCGGAGACAAGCCACCCAGUACAGGCUCCAGGCCAAAUAUAUGCGAUGGAAAUUUUAAUACCGUGGCUCUCUUUAGAGGAGAAAUGUUUGUUUUUAAGGAUCGUUGGUUUUGGCGCCUUCGUAACAACAAGGUACAGGAAGGUUACCCGAUGCAGAUUGAACAGUUCUGGAAAGGACUUCCACCUAAGAUUGACGCAGCUUACGAGCGGUCGGACGGCAAGUUUGUUUUUUUCAAAGGAGACAAGUACUGGGUGUUUAAGGAGGUCACCGCCGAGCCAGGUUACCCCCACAGCCUAGUGGAGCUGGGAAGCUGCCUCCCGAGGGAAGGUAUCGACACGGCCUUGCGCUGGGAGACCUUUAGCAAAACCUAUUUCUUCAAGGGAGACCGAUACUGGAGAUACAACGAAGAGAAAAGAGCAGCAGAUCCGGGGUACCCCAAGCCAAUUACAAUAUGGAAAGGAAUUCCUGAAUCACCUCAAGGGGCUUUUGUGAGCAAAGAAGGAUCAUACACAUAUUUCUAUAAAGGGAGAGAGUAUUGGAAAUUCGAUAACCAAAGGCUAACCGUGGAGCCGGGCUACCCCCGAUCAAUUGUUAAAGACUGGAUGGGCUGUAACCAAAAAGAAGUCGACAACAGCAAAGACCGCCAACUGCCUCACGACGACGUGGAUAUUAUGGUCACCAUCAACGACGUUCCCAGUACUGUAAACGCUAUAGCCGUGGUCAUCCCAUGUAUAUUGUCCCUGUGUAUCCUCGUCUUGGUAUAUACUAUAUUCCAAUUUAAGAACAAAGGGGUCCAACAGAACGUAACCUAUUAUAAACGCCCGGUGCAGGAGUGGGUAUGACAACGACCCGGAACGUUUUUUUGAAUUCUUUUUAGUUUUAAUGAGGGCUAACAGGAUGCUGGGAUCAGAAGUCCAUCGGUCAGACUCUACCGCAGAUCAGUCAUCAACGCAACGAUCCCAGUGUUACCAGUAAGGAGGGACACCGCACAAUACGGAGGUGGCCUUAAACAGUGGAACUUCUUCCAUUCUUACUGCCUCAUACCUUUUUCUAGUGUGCCAUUUUUAAGGAUCACGUUGUGAGUGGGAGAUUCCAGGGCUGGGAUUUCUUCGCUGAACUGGAAGGAAUUAUCAGGCCCGAGAACACAUCUCCAAACCAGCUUUCUCCACCGACGUUAGAUAUUUCCUACUGAACUUGUUUUUACGGACUCGGGCGGAGGAACGAGACUCGACGCGUUUCUCCGCCAGCGCUCAGAGCGAUCACUGCAAUAGAUCUGAGCAAGGAACAAUGAGGCGCGGGUCCUUUUUACCCUGAGAUAAGGCACAAAGACUGGCGCAUCAGGGAACCAGAUGUUUUUAAAUGCACAAAAAUAAAAAAGAAACUCCGAUUUUUUUUUGUUUUUGUUUUGUUCAAUCCCUGCUGGUCAGAAUUAUUACAUACAACGGUUGUUAAAUCUAGAUUAUUGAAUUGGGAAUGAACUGCUUGCCUAAAGAAAUUGUCAUGAGAGUCACCAAACGAUGUCUGUCUUUCGGGGGGGGUUUCCGUCUCUUGAGAUCAGAGAAUAGAGAAAUUUAAAAAAAAAAAA
Xenopus tropicalis (tropical clawed frog) is the source of this 3250-nucleotide messenger RNA. RefSeq names its product matrix metallopeptidase 24 (gene mmp24). The record is from RefSeq and is a predicted model, not a curated record. Lineage: Eukaryota; Metazoa; Chordata; Amphibia; Anura; Pipidae. Gene Ontology annotation, cellular component: extracellular matrix; membrane. Gene Ontology annotation, biological process: proteolysis. Bases 606 to 2507 code for a protein of 633 amino acids. Gene Ontology annotation, molecular function: metallopeptidase activity; metalloendopeptidase activity; zinc ion binding. The transcript is spliced from 9 exons.